Molecule: messenger RNA, 1675 nt
Organism: Rosa chinensis
Lineage: Eukaryota; Viridiplantae; Streptophyta; Magnoliopsida; Rosales; Rosaceae
Product: phospholipase A1-IIdelta
Exons: 1
Coding region: 86-1450 (454 amino acids)
Biological process (GO): lipid metabolic process
Molecular function (GO): glycerophospholipid phospholipase A1 activity
Source: RefSeq, a predicted model, not a curated record
AUUAAUUAAUACAUAACUUUCAGGAGCUUCAGGACAACAAUAACGCACACAGGUCCGAGCCUUACAAAAAAAACAAACGAUCGUAAUGGGUGGCCACCAAUCCAAAGCACACAAAACACAGCUUUCAGUCUCUGAACCAAAACCAGCCAUGGAUACCACAACCCAGACCCAAAGCACUGAUUCCACUACUGAACCAGGGCCAGCAUGGUCAGCUCUCCUCGGCGAGAACAACUGGGCCGGCCUCCUGGACCCGCUGGACCUUCACCUCCGAACCCUGAUCCUCCGGUGCGGCGACUUCUGCCAGGGGACCUACGACGCCUUCAACAACGACGCCAACUCCAAGUACGCCGGGUCCAGCCGCUACGGCAAAGCCUCCUUCUUCGACAAAGUGAUGCUCCAAGACGCCGCCAACUACGAAAUCGCCUCCUUCCUCUACGCCACCGCACUCGUCAGCGUCCCGGAGGGCUUCCUCCUCCACUCCUUGUCCCGCGAGUCAUGGGACCGCGAGUCCAACUGGAUCGGCUACAUCGCCGUCACCACCGACGACUACAGCAAGUCCAUCGGCCGCCGCGAAAUCUACGUCGCCUGGCGCGGCACCACCCGUAACUACGAGUGGGUUAAUGUGCUGGGCGCCGAGCUUGAAUCCGCGGCGCCGCUGCUCAAACCGAACACAGUAAACAAUGAGCUCAAACACAGUAGUGGUGAUGGUGAUGGUGGCACUAGUAGCAGUGACGAGGAAGAAGAUGAUGAAAAUGCUAAGGUUCCCAAAGUCAUGAGAGGCUGGCUGUCCAUGUACAUCUCCGACGACCCGAAAUCGGCCUUCACCAAAUCCAGCGCCAGAGUUCAGCUGCUGACCAAAAUCAACGAGCUGAGGGAGAAGUACAAAGGUGAGAAGCUGAGCAUAGCGCUGACCGGGCACAGUCUCGGUGCGAGCCUGGCAGUAGUCAGCGGUUUUGACUUGGUGGAGAACGGAAUCUCGGAUAUUCCGGUGGCGGCUUUCGUCUUCGGGUGUCCGCAAGUCGGGAACAAGGCCUUCAAGACCAGGAUAGGCCAGCACCCGAAUCUGAAGAUUAUGCACAUAAGGAACAAGAUCGAUUUGAUUCCACACUACCCGGGACGGGUUCUGGGGUAUCGUUAUAUAGGGACUGAAGUGUUGAUCGACACGAGGAAGUCGCCGUAUUUGAAGGACUCGAAGGACGCUGGGGACUGGCACAACUUGCAGGCGAUGCUGCAUAUAGUGGCGGGGUGGAACGGAGAGAAGGGUGAGUUCGAGCUCAAGGUAAAGAGGAGUGUGGCUUUGGUGAACAAGUCGUGUGAUUUUCUCAAGACGGAGUGUUCGGUGCCGGCGUUGUGGUGGGUUGAGAAGAACAAAGGGAUGGUGCGGGAUGAAAAUGGAGAAUGGGUUCUGGCUCCGCCGGCGGAUGAGGACCAACCGGUCCCGGAAUAUUGACCGGCAGUGAUGACGGGGUAGGCCAGUCAAUGUUGCGGUAUAUGUAUUGAAAAUGUGUUGAUAAGCUAAUCAAUGAUGGCCAGCAAGAACAGCCAGUAGACUAUCGCCAUCUCUUGUGAUUUCGAUUGUUUGGCUGCUUGUGAUUGUGCAUUUGUAGUUUUUCUACUUUGUUUAUCCACAAAUCCAUGUGCUUACCAAUAAUAGACUAAGGCCAUGUUUGUUUCC